AUGGUCGAACAACUUGAUUUAUCAGAUCAAGAUGUGACCUUCAUAGCUGAGUUCAUUGAUUACUUGAUUAUUAGACUUGUUCCUACUUGGAAGCCUUCAGCUGACAUUUCUUCCGUUGGAGCAAAAUGUUCAUUCAUUGAUGGACCUGAAAACAGCUCAAUGACACAUCCUUGGGAGUCGAUGCCUGUCAAUUUUCUGCCCAAGGCAGUGGUUGAGAAAAAUCCUCCAUUGAAGCCAAACAGAAAUUCUCAUGCUGACCGUUCAAGUUAUUUUGAUGGUUAUAGUUUUAAGAGAGUCCACUCUCAAGAAUCAAUUUUUUCAAUGUUAUCAGCCGAGUACAGUGCCAGACUAGACUUGGUUACUAACAGUAAUAAAUCAAUAGAUUGUGUUGGUUAUGGUAUUGAAGGAAGUUACAAGAGCUCGAAUGGAUCCGGACCUGAGAUCAACUUUGCAGUUGUAGAUUAUGGUGGCUGUAAAACCAAAACAGUUGGUGAUGAUGCUAGUGUAGGUGUUGAGAUGAAUGAAUAUGCAAAGAACACGGAAGUGUCUUUUUCUGAUUUAGGUUUAAAUUCUAGUGUUUCAAGCUUGCCAAGCAUUGCUUCUUCUUUAUCUCUUGUAGAUAAAGAUCAAGAUAGUGAGCUAAAGUUCGAGAUUGAGGCAAUAGAAUCACACUAUCAACAAUGGUUUCAUGAACUCACAAAGAUGAGACUAGAGGCACUGGAGGGUGCAAGAAAGAGGUGGAUCACGAAGAAACAGCUUAUAGCUCAUUGAUGAUGUAAUUUGGCUACAA
Molecule: messenger RNA, 790 nt
Organism: Nelumbo nucifera (sacred lotus)
Lineage: Eukaryota; Viridiplantae; Streptophyta; Magnoliopsida; Proteales; Nelumbonaceae
Source: RefSeq, a predicted model, not a curated record